GGAUGUAUUUGCUCGUUGCGCCUAUGGUCACAGGCUUACUGUGGAUUCUAUGGAAAUAUGUCGUACGGCUCUACUUCGUCCGAAGAUUUUAUGAGAAGCAGGGCAUCCGCUUCGUAAAAAAUAGUUACCCUAUCUUCGGCCCAGAGAUGUUUGUUAAUGGGUUGGUGGCCAACAACAAAACACACGAUUGGCUUUAUACGGAGCGUCCAACGGACCUCUAUGGCUCCGUUCGGGGUUUCUCCGUCCAGCUUUACACUACGGAUGCGGAAUCAUGCGAGGAACUCAUCGCCAAGACUGGGCAUUAUGUCGAUAGAGAUACGCCUGCAAAAUACUCGUUCGGUCGGAUGAGUCCUUACGCGCUGACCUUCUACCAUCUGAACGAUGGACGUUUCAAGGAGAGGAAGGUCACGCUGACACAAGGCAUGAAAGACAGCAGACGCCUAUACGAGAUACUCCAGAGACAGGCUCAAAUAGCACUGGAACGCUUCAGUGUGAAAUCUGAAACGGGUACAACUAUCAACAUCCGUGAUAUUUUGGACAGCUGGACUCGAGAGUCAAGCGGAGAGUCCAUAUGGGGAAGCAAUAUCAAACGAGAAAUCAAAGUAUACGACAUCAACGGAGAGCUGAAAUCCUUCCCCUUCAUGGAGGCUCUAAAUGAAACUUUCACUGAUUUGCGUUUCAACGCCUUCCGAUUUUGGCAUCGAGUUUGCUUUCCACUUGCUGCCAUGCCCCUCACGAAAGAGUCUCGUCGCCUUGGGUACAAUGUCAAGGUUAUACGCAAAGCAGUUGAAGAUAUGAUGACUACGCCUGAGCCCAAAUCGGUGGCUUCGCUCGUCCAGAAGGCCAAUGAAGGCCUUGGGAUCCCAAAAUUGGCUAACACAUUUUGGUAUGGCAGCAAUACUCGCGAUGACCUCAUGACAGCCACCAUCGCUGGACUAGACACUAUCAAGUCAGCUGUGAUGGAGGCAUUGUUCCACCUUCUCAAUCCCAAGAAUGCGUCAUGGAAGCAGCGCAUUCUAGACGAAAUCAAAGAUGUCAAAGAAAGAAACGGAGACUUGUUUGCAGAACUCCCACAAAUGCCGGUGCUGAGCGCAUUCCUCCUCGAGACGUUGCGAUACGAGCCCCCGGGCUCCCUGUUCAACAACAGAGCCAAGAAAGACUUUGAUCUAUCUGUGCAUGGUAAGAAGUAUAGGAUUAAAUCCGGUACACGGAUUGUCACCAGUAUCCACGGUCUUCACCAGAACGAGGAAAACUGGCGGAAAAAGGUAGGCGUCGAGAUGGCACCACUGACUGAAUUCGACCCCAACCGCUUCCUGAAAAACGCCGAUGCUAUCAAUAGCUCGGGCUGUUUUAUGCCUUUCGGCAAGGGGCCUAGACGAUGCCCUGGCCAGGGCGCAGGUUUAAUGAUGACGAAGGUCUUUCUCGUUGCGUUUCUCAACCACAAUCCAAAUUGCAGGCUCGUUCUGCCUGAGAAUCUGGGCAAUGAUGCAGCGUGGUUCAACCUGUACAGUAGAGCUGGUUAUGAGAUUAUCUGUGAUGAUAAGCCGGAGGCAACAAACUAACAGGCCUUUCAUCUCUUCCUUGGUAUCUCGAGUCUUAGAUGCUUGGUGACUAGGGGCUGCCACUGGUGCGAUUAUGAAGGGGUGCAGUACCUCGAGUUGCUGAAACAGGACCAAAAUAACUUUGGGCGGGUUUUCUUUAGAGAGAAAUACAAGAACUUUUCC
Molecule: messenger RNA, 1724 nt
Organism: Xylaria bambusicola
Lineage: Eukaryota; Fungi; Ascomycota; Sordariomycetes; Xylariales; Xylariaceae
Product: cytochrome P450
Exons: 2
Molecular function (GO): heme binding; iron ion binding; monooxygenase activity
Source: RefSeq, a predicted model, not a curated record